GAAGGAAAAAAGAAACUAAAAUCAGGCGGAGGCGGAGAAAACACAGUGACAGCACAUUACUUCCAAAACAGAGUGUAUGUCUGCCGUGACCCGGGAUUUUAGGGGGUGCCCGUUAAGAAUCGCCCCUUUCUCCAACCCAAGUCUCUCUUCUCCUCUGACACGGACUCUUCUGCUUGGUUGUAGGAGAGAAGAAGGAAUAAGAGGAUUCGUUCAGCAGCGCCUGCGAUCUGCGGCUGCUGCUUCUGUGGAGAUUUGUUUUGUUCCUGGGGGAUGUUGGUUUCCAGAACUCGACUUGUGCAUGUUGCUCUUUUAAUUUGAUUCCAAAUUUUGGUCUGCUGGUUGCUUGCUUUGCAAGAGAAGGAAAGGGGAGCCUGGCUUCGGUGUUAAAAGUUGCAAUUAUUAUUUUGCAGCUAACAUGUGCACCAACAUAGUCUAUGAGUGGCUGAAGACCCUGCAGCUUUCCCAGUACGCGGAGUCCUUCGUAGAUAAUGGCUAUGAUGACCUGGAGGUUUGCAAGCAAAUAGGGGACCCGGACCUGGAUGCCAUUGGGGUGUUGGUGCGCCACCACAGGCGCCGAAUCCUUGAAGCAGUGAUGAGGUUGAAAGAGGAGGGCGAGACCGCUGCUGGUCUCUAUUUCACCUUGGAGCCUCAGCAGCAGCAGGGCUCGCCCUCUCCCUCCCCAGAGAUCUACUCUAGCCACCUGGUGGAGCAGUAUGAGACUAAGGCUUGGAGGGAGCCUAGCCCUCACCAUCGUCAAGGGAACCAGGGGACCCCCAGGAGCCACAAACUUGGGCCCCGCAGCAGGGAGCUGAUGAUUUACCCAAAACUGAAACUGAAAAUCAUGAUUAGGGAUAAACUUAUCCGGGAUGGGAUCAACCUGAGCAAGCCCCCUUACUCCAACAAGGUGAAGUAUGUAUCUGCACAUCAAUAGAGAUAAAGAAUCUGGAUGAUAUUUCUUUUGAUUCUGAACAAAGAAAAUUAGCCUCAAAUUAAAAGUAGCAGUCAUGACUACUUGACAUAAUUUAAUAUGACUUGCUUUAAGAAGAGCGAAUUUUGAAUUCAAGCCAUCUGCCUCGGGUGAUUUCAGACAUGCAGGUCUAUCACUAACCAUAUUGUGGA
Messenger RNA from Chelonoidis abingdonii (Abingdon island giant tortoise), 1119 nucleotides. It is a transcript of the gene SAMD5, whose product is annotated as sterile alpha motif domain containing 5. The record is from RefSeq and is a predicted model, not a curated record. Gene Ontology annotation, molecular function: protein binding. Lineage: Eukaryota; Metazoa; Chordata; Testudines; Testudinidae.